GUUGCAGGCGGGCAAAACACAACCCAAUUCACACUCCCCUUUCCUCUCAAUGGCAGUCUCCCAGACACAAGAACAAAAUGCUGAAAUGUCCCAUACCCUCCUUAUGGAACAACCCCAACAACACCAGGAAGACCCAAACGAUUACCAGUUGUCCAAAUCCCUCAGCCGUUUAGAGACCUUUCUCGGGUUCCUUGGCUUUUACCAGCAUUCCAUCUUCACUUUCUCUUUGUCUUGGCUCUUGUUUCUGCUUCUGGGUGUUACUCUUCCACUACUCAUAAUCCAGCUCACUUACUGCUCCGCCUGCCAGAAGUACGAGAUCAAAAGUUUUGAUCUUGAAAUUCUCGCAUCUCAGUCUCUUGUUGCUGCUAUUUCUCUUCUCUGCAUUUCUCACAAUCUGCGCAAGUAUCGAUUGAGGAAGUUUCUGUUUGUGGAUAAGUACCAUGGUCAUGGGGCACAGUUUCGUAAAGAUUAUGUGAAGAAAAUCAAUGAUUUCUUCCGCUUAUUGGCUGUAUGGCUAGUUCCAUGCUUCAUUAUAAAGGCUGCUCGUGAGGUCACUCGUGUUGUAUAUGCUGAUUAUGAUUCUUGGUGGCAAAUGGUUUUAGUAUUGAUAGCUUUGCUUGUGUCAUGGACUUAUUCAACCACAAUCUAUUUAUCUGGUUGUGCAUUGUUCAAUUUAGUGUGCAAUUUCCAAGUGAUACACUUUGAGAAUUAUGGGAAGCUUUUGGAAAGGGAUUUAGAUGUCUCAGCUUAUAUUGAUGAACACAUAUGUCUUACACAUUACUUAUCAAAGAUAAGCCACAGGUUUCGAGUAUAUCUAGUUCUAGAAUUCUUGCUGGCAACAGCUACGCAGUUUGUGUCCCUGUUGGAAACCACAAGAAAUAGCGGAAUCAUCAAUUUCAUUAAUGGUGGUGGUUUUGCAGUCAUCUCUGUUAUUGAGCUUGUUGGCACAAUACUAUUCUUGCAUGCAGCUGCAAAAAUCUCACAUAGAGCUCAAGCACUUGGAUCUGUCGCUAGCAGAUGGCAUGCUUUGGUUACGUGUAGCUCUAUGGACACUUCUCAACAAGGGGUGAAUGACAGUGGUGAAACUAUCAAUCAGAUGGGCUCAUUACGAAUAACUUACUCUGAAAGUGAUUUGGAAAUUGGUGAUUUUGUGCCAGUUCCAACGGCUAAUCAACUGGCUUCAUACAUGUCUUUCUAUCAAAAGCGGCAAGCAUUUGUUAUGUACGUGCUGUCUAACCCUGGUGGGUUGACAGUAUACGGAUGGAGAAUUGAUCGGACACUCAGCAUCACCAUCGUUUUCAUAGAGAUGUCUCUGUUUCUUUUUGUGCUGGGCAAGACCAUAACCAUCACUACCGAUUGACCUCCACGUCCCUGCCUGAUGGUCCUCGUUUUUUAAGGUGCCAUUAGCAUUGUACACAGCAUCAAUAUUGAGUAUUAUGCAAAGGACAGUAUAAUUUGUUUGUAAUCUUCUCUUUUUCCUAUUAUACUCUAUGCAAAAAAAUAAAUAAAUAAAUAAAGUGUUGUAACCAUC
This is a messenger RNA of Rubroshorea leprosula, 1531 nucleotides long. NCBI's taxonomy places the organism in Eukaryota, Viridiplantae, Streptophyta, Magnoliopsida, Malvales, Dipterocarpaceae. The record is from the annotation of a GenBank genome assembly.